Messenger RNA from Anoplopoma fimbria (sablefish), 1428 nucleotides. Its product is annotated as endothelin-1 receptor-like. The transcript is spliced from 7 exons. Gene Ontology annotation, molecular function: endothelin receptor activity. Gene Ontology annotation, cellular component: membrane. Lineage: Eukaryota; Metazoa; Chordata; Actinopteri; Perciformes; Anoplopomatidae. The coding region runs from base 1 to 1428 and encodes 475 amino acids. Gene Ontology annotation, biological process: G protein-coupled receptor signaling pathway; enteric nervous system development; regulation of blood pressure. The record is from RefSeq and is a predicted model, not a curated record.
AUGGGUUCAGAAGGUUCCAGGACUGGUUCUGGAUUCACAAAAGCUGGUUCCAGUAUGGGACCCCCGUCUGGUUCCAGGGUUCCCUCCAUGCUCUUGGUCGCCUGGUGUUUGGUGUUCGUCCUGCCGGUCGGUUGCCGUGGUAACUUCUCAUCCGAGACGUCGGACAUGUCCAACCUGCAGGACCUCCACGUCACCGACCCGCCUCUGGGACCGGGAUUGGACCACCUGGAGCCACAUCUGGCGCAGGAGACGGUGAUCCUCUCGUCCUCUCUGGAGAAAUCAAAGUCGAAACACGUGAACAAGCAGAAACACAAACACGAGAGAAAACCUCACCCGUCGUCCUCCAACUCGUCCCUGGCGGUCCGCUCUCGCCCCGUGCCGCCCCCGAGCUGCCUCCACGCCACCUCCAUCAAAACCGCCUUCAAGUACAUCAGCACGGUGCUGUCCUGCAUCAUAUUCACCGUGGGGAUCAUCGGAAACGCCACGCUGCUGAAGAUCAUCUGCCAAAAUAAAAGCAUGAGGAAUGGACCCAACGCUCUGAUAGCCAGUCUGGCUCUGGGAGACCUGAUAUACAUCGCCAUCGACAUACCGAUCAACGUCUACAAGCUCCUGGCUAUGCGCUGGCCGUUUGCUGACAGCGUGUUCGGUCUGUUCCUCUGUAAGCUGUUUCCAUUCCUGCAGAAAGCUUCAGUCGGCAUCACCGUCCUCAACCUGUGUGCUCUGAGUGUGGACAGGUAUCGUGCGGUGGCGUCCUGGUCCCGGGUGCAGGGCACCGGUGUUCCCACGGUGACGGCGGUGGAGAUCGUGGCGAUCUGGCUGCUGUCCGCGGUGCUGGCGGUGCCGGAGGCCGUCGGCUUCGACAUGGUCACCUUCGACUACAGAAACGUUACCAUGACGACCUGCAUGCUGCAGCCCAAGACGCCCUUCAUGAUUUUCUACCGGGAUGCGAAGGACUGGUGGCUGUUCGGCUUCUACUUCUGCGUGCCUCUGGUCUGCUCCGUUGUUUUCUACGGCCUGAUGACCUGUGAGAUGCUCCGACACCAGAAGGGAAGUCUGAGGAUCGCACUGAGUGAGCACCUGAAGCAGCGUCGUGAAGUAGCCAAAGCCGUGUUCUGCCUGGUGCUGAUCUUCGCUGUGUGCUGGUUUCCACUUCAUCUGAGUCGCCUGCUGAAGAGGAUGGUCUACAAAUCCCACGAUGCACACCGAUGCCAACUGUUAAAUUUCCUGUUGGUGCUCGACUACCUCAGCAUCAACAUGGCAACCAUCAACUCCUGCAUCAAUCCCAUAAUCCUCUUCUUUGUCUCCAAGAAGUUCAAAAACUGCUUCAAGUCCUGUCUGUGCUGUUGGUGUUAUUCUGGCUCUCUCUCCAACAGUAUGCUGCCUCUCCACCAUGGGACGAGUCUGCAGUACAAACACACUGACCACUGA